Lathyrus oleraceus (garden pea) is the source of this 1095-nucleotide messenger RNA. RefSeq lists its product as uncharacterized. NCBI's taxonomy places the organism in Eukaryota, Viridiplantae, Streptophyta, Magnoliopsida, Fabales, Fabaceae. The record is from RefSeq and is a predicted model, not a curated record. The coding region runs from base 1 to 1095 and encodes 364 amino acids. The transcript is spliced from 3 exons.
AUGACAGAUGGAAUUCUUGCUACCCUAGACCAGUUAUAUGAUCUAUUGUAUCAUUGCUUCACCUUUCCAGAUUACCAGCUUGCGCCCAUACUAGAGGAGUAUUCCUAUUUGCUUGGAUUACCUAUUUCUGAUCAGAUCCCAUUUUCUGGAUUUGAGGAGAUUUCUAAGGAUAAAGUUAUUUAUAAAGCUACUCAUUUGAAGAUGUCUGAGAUUAAAGAUCAUAUGACCACCAAGGGAGGUAUUCUUGGGUUGCCAGCUAAGUUUCUGAUGGAUAAAACUUGUUACUUUGCUAGUAUGAAGAUUCCCACUCUACUUGCAGAUACCUACCAUUCCAUUUAUCUAAAAAACUCUUAUAGUGGGGGGAUGAAGAUUAUGUAUUUCACACAUUAUGAUAUUGAGUGGUAUAGUUAUGCUUACGAUGAACCGAAAAUCAUUGAUAGUUGUGGAGAGUUUCCUAAUGCGCCUUUUCUCGGUACCAAAAGAGAUAUCAACUACAACCCAAUUUUGACUCGUCGUCAGCUUGGAUAUCCUAUGAAAGAUAAGCCAAGCAAUAUACUCUUGGAAGGCCUCUUCUUUAAAGAAGCUAAAGAUAACAAAGCACUUAAGGAGAAGAUUGUGCAUGCCCGACAUCAUGUCCAUAAAAAGGGGAGAGAAGUUAUAGGGAAGCCAAAAUGUGUUUAUUUAGAUCCUUAUCUUCAAAGGGUACAAGCUAGGUCUAUCAAGUUGAAGAUGCCUUAUCCUCGCCAUGAGCCUUUUCCUAUAGCCAAUAGAGAGCCUACUCUGAUUUUCAUGAUUGAUACGGAGAAACUUCAGAUUGCUUUGACCAAGGUGCAACAAGAAAGGGACGCUUGGAAGAACAAAUACCAGUUUGUCAACAAUGAGAAUGAACAAAUCCAAAAGCAUUUGAAGAAAAAGAAUGAAGAGGAGCUUUCCAAAAAGAAGAGAAAGGUGCAAGAGGAUUUAUUUUCCUCUAGCAUUCAACUAGAUACUCCUCCCACCUCAGUUGCUUGGAAGUUGAUUGUUGACAAGCUCGUGCUUGAGAAGACUCAGAUGGAAGACCAGAUCAAGGAGCUCAAUAGGAAGCUACAAGGAUGA